AUGCCUGUCAAGCCCAUCACUGGUAUGCUCCGCAGAGGUCUCGUCCUCGACCUUUCCGUCGCCUUUGGUCUCGGUACCUCGGCCGGUUACCUCUGGUGGUACGGUACUCACAAACCACACAUCCCCGACACGAACACGAUCGACUACCAACCCACUCCAACCUAUCCCUACACAACCACAGCGCCUUCAGCACCUCUCAGCAAAAGAAAGAGAAAGAAUACCCAAACUGACGGACCAUCUCUCUCAGGCUUCCACGUCCCCGCCGUCCGCCGUCGCGAUCUGUUCUACGCCAAGCUCGAAGACGAGCGUGCCGCCGCCCUUGGCCAGCUCUAA
Aureobasidium musti is the source of this 333-nucleotide messenger RNA. The record is from the annotation of a GenBank genome assembly. Lineage: Eukaryota; Fungi; Ascomycota; Dothideomycetes; Dothideales; Saccotheciaceae.